Messenger RNA from Linum trigynum, 1325 nucleotides. The record is from the annotation of a GenBank genome assembly. NCBI's taxonomy places the organism in Eukaryota, Viridiplantae, Streptophyta, Magnoliopsida, Malpighiales, Linaceae.
CAAAAUAAAUUAUUAACCAUAAAAAAAAAUAUUGUAGAGGGGCUUCUUGUCAUCUACCAAUAGUAUAAUGGUGUCUCUAGCCAUUAAUCCUCAGCACCUGAAGAUUUUAUCUUUCUAUUUCUUUGUCGGGUUGAGAGCCGGAAAUCCAUUACUUCUCCCCCCUUCUUAUCCCUUUCCACCUACAGAGAGUCAGAGACAGUGUAAAGCAGAGACCGGAGCAAACGAAAAAAAUGAAACCAUCAAUCUGUUUACCAUCAUCGCCGUCGUUGAACCCAAACGCCAACCCAUUUCACGGUUACUUGCUAGCUUCCAGGCCAUCUCCCGUUCGACGGCGGAGCACGCCUUCAACCACCGCCAUCAGAGCCCAGCAGCUGCCCGUCGCCAGAGAAGCGGUGUUGAAGGAUUUCCACCUACGAAGAGCUCUCAAGAUUAUCACUGGCCUCCAGAACUUCAACAGAGACAAUGUCGCUUCGGUUGUCACCGCCGCCGAUAAGGGAGGAGCGACGCAUGUGGAUAUAGCUUGCGACCCUGAAUUGGUGAAGCUUGCAAUUGCCCUAACUUCUCUCCCGGUGUGUGUCUCCUCUGUAGAUCCGGCAGCAUUUCCGGCUGCCAUUGAAGCUGGAGCAACAAUGGUGGAGAUCGGAAACUAUGAUUCGUUUUAUGAAGCUGGGAUUGUAUUCUCUCCGGAGCAGAUACUAAACCUGACAACAGAGACGAGGAGGAUUCUUCCUUAUGUUCCAUUAUCAGUCACUGUGCCUCACACACUUAGCCUUCCUGACCAGAUCAAGCUAGCAGAGCUGUUGGAGCAGGAAGGUGUGGACAUUAUACAAACUGAAGGAGGGAAAUGCUCAAAUCCUUCCAAAUCUGGUGUUUUGGGUUUGAUUGAGAAGGCAACGCCUACCUUGGCAGCUGCAUACUCAAUCUCAAGAGCAGUGAAGAUUCCUGUGAUGUGUUCAUCUGGACUCAGUGCAGUCACGGCGCCCAUGGCCAUCACAGCAGGAGCUUCUGGUGUGGGUGUGGGCUCAGCCAUUAACAAGCUCAACGAUGUAGUUGCCAUGAUUGCAGAAGUCAGAAGCAUUGCAGCUUCUUUGGGCAUCUCAGCUGACAGAAGUAGCUUAGCUGACGAGAAAAUCGUCGUAAUGUAACACAAUAGUGUAGUAGUGUUCAAUAUCCAUGGGGAUUGUGUGGGUAGCCGGCUACAAUAGAUGAGAGAUAUGUACUACUAUGAACCCCCUACCGAAAGGGACAACUUUACGAUCAGAAUAAAACGGCAUGAAUCGAGAUAGAGGUAACUAAAUUCGGGUCAAUUAACUCCAGAAUCGACA